ACAGGCAGGAACGACAGGAGAACAUAUGGCACAAUGUCACUACAAUAAUCCAUGGUAUGUUUCAUUCACCCUGCAAGUUUAUUAAUAAAUAUGCGUUAACUGGACUUCUGACUGGACCUCACUUCAAUGCAAUGUUUGCUGCUGCGUAGGAUCACUCCCUCAAACCUGUUGAGUAGUGACAAUAAAUUAGAACAUUUAAAGGUGAAGAUUGCCACUACAACUCAAGUAAGAACGGUGCUCUUCGAGUGAAAAGGACAAUAAGAAGAACACCAAAGGACAUCAAAAGCCUCAAGAGGACUAAUUGUGCCACGGCCACGCUGCUACUCAUCAGCCAGGGUGAUUGGAAACACCUGCCAGCUCUAUAGGAACACCAAUGGGGAACUCCUAUGCGGGCCAGCUGCGGACCACACGCUUUGAGGAGGUUCUUCACAACUCCAUUGAAGCAUCGCUGAGGUCCAACAUUGUAGUUCCACGACCUAUUUUCUCCCAACUGUACCUGGAGGCAGAACAGCCACUUGCAGCACACACUAGCCGUGCAGAGAAUGAUGAUGAAGAUGAAGAAGAUGGGUCAGAAUCAAACAGUCCCCCAUUACUCUAUCAGAUGAAACCCCCGCCAGAGGGCUGCUGCACCACAGAUGGUUUCUGUCAAGCUGGCAGGGAUUUACGUCUGUCAUCAUUGGCAUCAGACCCCUUGGAUAUUCUCCCUGGAUUCAUGUUGGUUGGGCUUAAGUCCCCCUCUCUCCCCGACAACCUGCUGGUGUGCGCCGUCGACCAUCGCUUCUUGCCGGAUGAACGAGGUCACAACGCUCUGCUGGGCUUUUCUGGGAACUGCAUGGGCUGUGGUGAAAAGGGGUUCCGCUACUUCACAGAUUUCGCCAACCACGUUAACCUGAAACUCAGCACCCAGCCUAAGAAACAGAAGCACUUAAAGUACCAUCUGCACCGAAACAACCAAGGUGCGCUAGUUAAAGGAGCUGCCAUCUGUUGGAGGGGACACGAUGGCAGGAUAAGACAAAUAGGUCCCAGACUCUUAGAGGGUCAUGUGACAUCAGAUGAACAGUCAUCGAACUUGCUGUUGUUGCAGCCAUCACAUACACCCGCCAACUACACAGCGUCUCAUACAAAUGGUUUGCCUCAAAUCGCAGAUACCCCACACCCUCUAACAAAUGGCCAUAAUGCCAUUCCUCCCAUCCCGCAACCAGCAAUGAAUCACUCAGGACCGGGGAGACCAUCUACAACAGGGACACAGACAAAUGUUGGACCUCCCAAAAAGAGGCACAAGGGUUGGUCCCCUGAAUUGGCUUCCAACGUUGUUUCAGAGAACACAGUCAAGAUGCCGCCAUCUUCAUCAACCUUAUUGACUUCGACAGCGCAUUCUUCCACCACAAACGGAGCCAGAUUAGAUGCCGCCACACCCAUGAGUUCCUCCCAGAGGUCCUCAACCACUCUUUCUCCCUCUGGAUUGUCUGUAGCUGUGCCUGAUCAGCUGUUACGCACAUGUGGACUUCAACCUGUCAUCUUCAAAGGUCACGGUCCUCUCCCUAGGCUGACUGGUAAUGUCAGCGAAGUGCUCGUCAGUUCUCUUCUCCAGAGUUGUUAUUUGAGCUCUCAGACCCUACCCAGAGUCUACCAGCACUACGGACCAUCACCCAUUCAGCCGCUCUCAACUGAGAUGCAGAUUCUACUCACUGUCUACUAUCUUGUUCAGCUUGGCCCAGACCAAGUGCCCCUGAUUGAGGACUUGGAGCAGAUAUUCAUGAGGUCAUGGAGAGAAUCACACCUCAGUGAAAUUAGACAGAACCAACAACCUCAAACACCGGGCUCUCAAGGGAGGCACUAUGGCAUCGAGACACCUCCCACCCUUCCUGGGCUCCCUCAGCAUCUCAGUUUACCCUACCAGCAGCCACUGACCCCAAGCCAGCUUCCUUGGCUUGCCCAGCUGGCUGCGUCGUCGUGUGGAGUAGGGGUUGUGGUGUUUGGGGAACAUGUGGGAUCUUUGGCUCAAGGCCUUCAGCUGAUGUUUUGCAAGUUAUUGGAAGGAGGGUUCCAAAACACAAACUAUGUAGUCAUCAUUGUCACUGUUUCCGGGCAAGAAACACAGUCUUGUGUGAUAGUCACAGGUAAACACCAGUGUCGGGCCUUGGCAGAGAGUAUGUUCUCUCCCAGUGAGGGUUUGAGAGAAAUAAACCACCAGCUUUCAUCUGGUGAAACCCAGGAACUCAUCCAGUUCUGCAAUUCACUUGGACAAGAAGGUGAUAUGGAUUCCCUGCUGGACAGUGCAACACUGGACAGCAAUGAGCCGUCUCCCUUAUCCAGCAGUCAGGAAUCAACUGAUGACAAAAGUGUGAAAAAGACACAUAGUCCAAAGGACUCACACAGCCCUAAAGAAAGAGUUCUGGCUACUAAAGAAACCUGUUCAGAGUACUCUGUAGAGUGGCGGGAGGUCCGGCCUAUCCAGUUAGCAGUGGCAAGAAAGCUGCUGUCUCAUGUUUGUGCCAUAGCAGAUUCCAGCACACAGAACCUGGACCUUGUGUCUUUUGACAGGGUCAAUUUCCUCAUUCUGGUUCCUCCAUCUGAGGUCACAUUUCAACAAACUGUCCUCCACCUAUGGAGCUCGGGUGUUCUUCAGGAACUCGGGAGUCUAGACCAAGAGUGUGCAUCUCAGCGGGAUGCAGAGCGCUUUGUGGUUAAAAUGGAUCAAAGUGCUCAAGUGCAAAUUGACACCCUUAUCCAAGAAGCACACAGCAACUCUUAUACGCUUUACAUCCUAAUCCAUGACCACGCCCACUGGGACAUUAGUAGUGCCUCCUACUGUAACUCGGAGUCCGGUUUGGGCCUGGUGGACCAGCUACUGAAUUCCAGACGGGUCAGAGAUGCUCCCAACAUCCUGAUUCUCCAUGUGACAUCCUUCCCCUUCGCUCUGCAGACACAAUUCACACGCAUCAGCCCUUACAACGAAAUCCACUGGCCUUCCUCUUUCAGCAAUGAUGUUGACCUGUAUCAUGAAAGAACACGCUACUUUGGUGUGUCCGAGCUUCUAGACUCAACUCGCUCAGGGGGCAGCCUGCCCCUGAUGCGGUACGAUUCUUCAUUUGAGAGCAUGGCAGCUUCCCUGGAGGAAAGAUUCCCAAAGCUGCACAGUGCUGUGAUCCGCACCACAGUUCUCAUUCAUCACUACUGCAUAGCGCUGAUGGCCGUGUCUGGGAGGCUCAGCGGCUCGCACAAUCUCCACAAACACUCAUCUGUGGAGACGCUGGGCAUCGUGCAGUCGCUGUUAAGCGCUGCCCAGCAAUGCCCUACCCGCCACGGUCACAUGGUCUUACUGCGGAUCCCCUCUCUGGCUCUGGCAGCAUGGGCACAUCGGCGACUAUCCAGAGUGAGGAAGCAGCUGGGUCUUGAGGAGAAGUUUGAGAUCAUACUGGGGAAUCCAGGCCAGCCUCUGAAUAUUGGGCAGAGUUUUGUUGAUCAGAUUAAGAUAUGGCUGAAAAUCCAAGAAGCUGAUUGGGUUCCCCGAACCUACCUGGAGCUUGAGGCCCUUCCUUGCAUCCUAAUCCUGUCAGGAGCUGAACCUCUGGGAGAGUCACUUCCCAGGUCAUUGAAGUACUGUGACCUUCGAGUGAUAAGCUGCUCCUAUCUGCAACGUACCACCCUCGAACAAGAGUUGGGACUAGCAGCCUACCUGCUGAAGGCGGAGUCUCGGUCCCCGCACAACCCGGGGCCAGGCAGUGACUUGCUGGAGAGUGAUGCAGAAAAACUCAGCAGCACUGACAAUGAGGAAGAGGAGGGCCAGGAUAACGGUAAAAACUCCCCUCCCUCCUCCAACCUACCAGUCCAAUCCAGCCCAGAUAUUGGAGCAAAAUCCACAGCCUCUACUCAGAACAACAUAUCACCAAAAGCCCCAAAGAGCACAAAGGCUAGCACCCCCUCUCCUUCACAAACGCAGACUCAGCUUGCUGCUCAGUCCACUUCUCAAGCAUUUUUAUAUCCUCAACCCUCUUUUCACCACCUAAGCCAGUCUCAAUCCCAGACUUACGUGCAGGCCCAACAAGUUCCAAGUCAGAACCAUCCAGUGUCCCAAAUUAACCUUCAAUCUUACUUUCACCAAGUAUCCCAUCCACAACUCCAACCACCACUGCCUCCUGCCCAGUCUCGUCGCCACCCUUCCAAAUCCACCUCCUCUGGCUCUUUGUCGCCCCGAGCCUCUUCUCCCCAUCUGAACUGCUCCUGGGCACGAGGAGUAAGUCGCCCACCAUCUGUGCUCCUUCCCCGCUCGCUUUAUGAUAUCAUCACAGCCAAUGACGGCAGCGGGCUUCCGCGAUGUACCUCCUUCCUGCCACAUAUGUCAGUAGCAUGGGUCAGCAGCUUCAGGCCUUUGCUUAGUAAAAUGAUGACGUGCACAGAACAGUCUCUGUACUACCGCCAGUGGACAGUCCCCCGCCCUUACCACAUGGACAGCAGUAAUCGCACCGAAGGUCGAAGCGACAACUUCCACCCUCGCAGGCUGCUCCUCAGUGGACCCCCACAGGUGGGUAAGACAGGCGCUUACCUUCACUUCCUGGGUAUUCUUUCCCGGAUGCUGAUCAGGCUUAUGGAGGUGGAUAUCUACAAUGAAGAGGAAAUCAACCUCAAUGCAAGGGAAGAUGGGGUCCAAUACAGCACAUCCAAUGUCCUCUGGCCCGACCCAGAAAUUAUGAAGACAUUGUCCUUUGACUACACAGUCCAUGACCCCAAAUAUGAUGACAUAAGUUUCGUCUACUGCCCUGGAUACAAACCAGUUUCUGAUGGCAACACAAUGCGUCAGGAAGAUGUGUGCUUGAGGAGGCGCACAACCAGGAUCAAACUAUCCAAAUAUGCUGCCUUUAACACCUAUCACCAUUGUGAACAUUGUCAUCUGUACUUAGGCUUCAACCCAAGAUACCAGAUCUACGAAUCCUCGCUCCAUGUCUUUACAUUUACCCAUCUGCGUCUUGGAGAAGAGAUCCAACUCUACUUUAUCAUCCCAAAGUCCAAAGAGCACUAUUUUAGCUUCAACCAACCAGGAGGCCAAGUGGAGGGCAUGCGGCUGCCUCUUUCCACAGACAGGAGCCCAGAUAGCAUCAAGAGUCCAAUCUUCACUCCCACCACUGGUCGCCAUGAGCAUGGUCUUUUUAACCUGUACCAUGCGAUGGAUGGAGUCUCUCAUCUUCAUAUCUUGGUGGUCAAAGAGUAUGAGAUGGCAGUAUACAAGAAGUACUGGCCAAACCACAUCCUGCUGGUGAUGCCUGCCAUCUUCAAUGCAGCUGGGAUAGGUGCCGCUCACUUCCUGAUUAAGGAGCUCUCGUACCACAAUCUGGAGCUGGAGCGCAGUCGCCGGCUAGAGGGAGGAGCCCCAGCCGUAGAUGUCUGGCCCUUUGUUAUCCUGGCAGACGACUCAUGCGUGAUGUGGAAUGCAGUAGAUCUCAAUGUACACACAGGUCCAGUGGAGCAUGCUGUGUCACUCAAACAGGUGUUGCAACACAUGGAAGCCUGUCCAGACCUGUCCCACUAUGGUCUGUGUGGAAUGAGGAAGUGGAGCAGCCGGGUUCUUACAGCUCCUAACCAGAGGGAACCUUUCUCCAGAGGUCACCUGCAUGACUUCCUCCUUCUCAACGUCGAUCGGAGUCAAAACGUCCAGUACGACCAGAACCGCUUUACCUGUCAUGACGUCGACUUUACUCUACGGUUGCACAGUGCCGGGCUGCUCGUUUGCCGCUUUAACAACUUCAGCGUCAUGAAGAAGCAGAUCGCAAUUGGAGGAUACAGAACUUUCAUCAUCAAGACGAAGAUGACUGAUGUUCCCACUUCAGUGGGGCCCUCACAGUACAUCUGCGCACCCGACAGCAAGCACCUCUUCUUGGCCACGCCGGCUCAACUCCUCCUGGAAAAAUACCUCCAGCACACCAGCUACAAGCUCUUUCCUCUCAGCACCAAGAACUACGAACACCCCGUUCUGUCUGUGGACUGCUAUAUCAACCUGGGCCCUGAGGUGACAGUGUGUUUUGUAAGUUCAAGACCUCACUCCGUCAACAUCUGCACCAAGGGUCUGCUCUUCAGCGGCCUACUCCUCUGUUUUGCUGACACCUUUGUGACCCCCAGCUUUCUCAAGAACUUUACAUUCCUUAAAGGUGCGACUCUGUGUGUGAUCAGUGAAGAUCGCAGCUCCUUACGGCAGACAGUUGGCAGGCUGGAACUGGAAGAGGAAUGGAGGUUCAGGCUCAGCGAUGAAUUCCAGACCGCAAACGCCAAGGAGGACCGACCUCUGUUCUUCCUGACAGGAAAGCAUAUAUGACUUGGAACAACCAUGAACACAUGAAUCACCUGAAAACAUAUUGUUUACAUCAGGCGUGACCAAAGUGCGGCCCGAGGGCCAUUUGUGGGCCCCAGCUAAUUUGUUAAUGGCCCCCGGCCCAUUCUAAAAAAUACUAUAAUAAAAAUGUAAAACAUAAAAGAGUGUAAUAAAAGAGUAAAGAGUGACAUGUAACAAGCAAAAGGUGCAGUGUUGACACUCAUAACACAAAGCUGCCAUGCGGACUGUUAUUGACGUGCUGAAGGCUCCAAUUACUUCACUGGAACAAUUUCACUUUCAAAUAUUUUGGGGGGAUAAUAUUGCAUAUUUUGUGCGAAACAAAGUUUUCUUUCACAAAAAAGGCAUCAAACAAACAAAAAAGUAUGAAAAAAAUUAUAAAAUCUUAUUUUCAAAGAGAUCUACAUCCUUAAGCGUUAAGUUAAAAAAUACAAAUAUACAUUUGGCUUAUUUUCAACACUUAUUCUUUUUUAUUGUUAUGAAUUAUUGACCUAUUUAGGGUUCCAAAUACUUCACGUCAAAUAUUCAGUUUUUAAAUGUUUUGGGGACAAAUGUUGCAUAGUUUGUGUGUUUGCCAUAUAAAUGAGGGUUUUGACAUAAAGGCCAUAAACAUAAAACAUCAUUUAUGACUUAUUUCUAACUUUUUUAUGACUCAGACCCUUCCGAAGACCGGGGACCAAACUUGAGGAAAGCCAUAAAGGUAAAAAUUAAAAUAAAAACUAUUGUAUUGCUUUUAAAAAAGAAAAAUAUCAAAAUGGCGCCCGCAUACUUUGAUUUUUCAGUCUGCGGCCCUCAGUGGAAAAAGUUUGGACACUAUGGUUUACAUGAACUACAUUUAUUCUCUAAAUGGAAACUAUUUGUAUUACUUUUUUGUGUGUGUUUGGAAGGUGCCUAGCUGUUUUUACAAGAGUUUUGUGUGAAAAGUAAUGCACUCCAGUGACAGAAAACUUGUGUAUUUUAGCUUUACUUGAAAAAGCUCUGUUAUUCUAAAAAAAUAUAAACAGUAUUUUUAACAUUUUCACUGCAGCUCAUCAGCGGCAUGUGAUUGGAAAACGGAAAACAAUCCAACUAUGUAUUUCUUACUUGUGAGAACACAAUGUAGGCGCAUGUCUUGUUGCAAUACUCUGCGGUAUUUCUUUCUGCAGAACUUUUCCAUCAACUGACACAAUCAUGAGGGUAUGAGGGUAGCCUAUUUUUGGCAUUAUGUUUUUUAUAUAAUUUGUUUUUUUGUAGAGAUUUGGAUGUUAAUUAUUUUAAGAAUAUUUUAUACAGUACUUAUCUACUGCUUGAGCUUGUUUUUCUUUAUUGAAGUGUAGAUGUGUUCCCUUCCAUCUGAAGAAUGUUUUGUACUGUAAAUUGGCAGCAUGUGACGUGUGUUUCUAAUUGUAUAAAUGUACAAAAAUGUUUUCAUUUC
Nerophis ophidion (straightnose pipefish) is the source of this 7736-nucleotide messenger RNA. It is a transcript of the gene greb1, whose product is annotated as growth regulating estrogen receptor binding 1. NCBI's taxonomy places the organism in Eukaryota, Metazoa, Chordata, Actinopteri, Syngnathiformes, Syngnathidae. The record is from RefSeq and is a predicted model, not a curated record. The coding region runs from base 374 to 6307 and encodes 1977 amino acids. The transcript is spliced from 34 exons. Gene Ontology annotation, biological process: multicellular organism development.